Molecule: messenger RNA, 678 nt
Organism: Prunus armeniaca (apricot)
Lineage: Eukaryota; Viridiplantae; Streptophyta; Magnoliopsida; Rosales; Rosaceae
Source: the annotation of a GenBank genome assembly
AUGAAGUACCAGAUCAUAGGUUGCGCAGGUCAGGGUGGUUUUGCUCAAGUGUAUAAAGCAUAUGUCAGCUGUAAUCCUGAUGAUGUUGUUGCUUUGAAGAUACAAAAGCCUGCUUUCCCUUGGGAGUUCUAUAUGUAUCGUCAACUGGAUCAACAGAUCUCAGACAAGGAAAGGUCAAGCUUUGGUCUUGCUCAUAGAAUGCAUCUCUAUUCUGACUGUAGCAUACUUGUCUGUGAUUGUCUUGCUAAUGGAACAUUUCAGGGUCUUUGCCUUGUCGACUGGGGAAGAGGGAUAGAUAUGCAUCUCUUUCCUGACAAUAUGGAGUUUAAGGGAGAUUGCCGGACUUCUGGAUUUCGUUGUGUGGAGAUGCAAGAGAAUAGGCCAUGGGCUUUUCAGGUAGACACAUAUGGCCUCUGUGUUGUCCAUUUGAUGCUGCAUAAUUCUUACAUGGAGAUUGAAAAGAAACUAUCACCUGAAGGUGGUUACAUUAAUCAAUCCAAGUCAUCUUUUGAAAGGAAUUUAUUUACAAAACUGCUUAACAGUGGCCCCCACGCUAAUUACAAGAAGUUGCUGCAGGAUUUGAGGGAGUCCUUCCAGGAUUACAUGUGCUCGGACCCUCUGCUUAUAAAGAAACUUAGCGGUUUACUGGUUAAGCAAAGGGCCACAAUGGGUGCUUAG